Impatiens glandulifera is the source of this 1044-nucleotide messenger RNA. RefSeq lists its product as uncharacterized. The record is from RefSeq and is a predicted model, not a curated record. The transcript is spliced from 4 exons. NCBI's taxonomy places the organism in Eukaryota, Viridiplantae, Streptophyta, Magnoliopsida, Ericales, Balsaminaceae. Bases 1 to 1044 code for a protein of 347 amino acids.
AUGGCGCAUGCUGACGCUAACUCUGUUAGAAUUAUCAAGGAGGCUUUAACCAUUUUUUCUAGUUUUAUAGGUCUCGGAAUUAAUCAGGGCAAAAACCUUGCUUUCUAUGGCGGUGUCAAGGAGGAAACCAAAUUCAGCAUAUUUGGGAUCAUGGGCAUUGAAGAAGGAUCGCUCCACGUCCGAUAUCUUGGUCGCAUUGAGCUGGGCGUGGUGGGAAAAAGAUCAAAUGGACGUACACAUGCAAGCCCAAAAACGAAGGAGAAAUCGGCAUCAAGGAUAGUGUCUCCUAGAACAAAACUCUCACCUAUAGGACUUUUGGGUGUUGGAAAAGAAAUAGGAUUCACUUUGGAUCAGAUGGGUACACUCGAGUUCGAAAACACACCCAUCCUUCAUAACAAUAUCAUCUCCAUCACUCAAAUCAGGAAAGAAUGUCUAUUGGCCACAGUUCAACAAGUCAAAAGCGGCGAUUGGAACAGCCUUCUAAGGAUUAUUCCAAAAGGUGUGAGAAUCUUUGACGCACUUUCAUCCUAUCAUCUGAAUAACCAUGAGGAUUUUCAUGUUUGGAGUGUUGAGAACAAUGGUAGGUUCAACUUAAGGUCUACUUGGGAUUGUGUUCGUGAUCAUGGGGACGUUGUCCCAUGGUCCCACUUAGUGUGGUCUACCAAAGUGAUCCCCAAACACCAAUUCAUUUUAUGGCUCGCCUUCCGUGAGAGACUCAAUACCCAUGAUCGGAUAAAGAAGUACAUGAGAAUCCCAGAUCCUAAUUGCCUACUUUUCUUGGUAAAUGAGGAGUCCAUUGAACAUCUCCUUGGGAACUGCCCUUUUGCCUCUUUGUUUUGGCGCAGAUUCUCCGCAUCAAUGAGCCUUCCCAGCUUCCCAAACGAAUGGACCGACAUCAAGGACCUCGCCAUCAUAAAGACCAAAAGUAACGACUUCAGCUCCAAUACCUUCAAGUGUUUUUUCGCCAACAUUGUUUAUCACAUUUGUAUAGAGAGGAACGCUAGAGCCUUCUUAGGUGUCCGCAACAAUGCGGAUAUAGUCUGA